AACGGUCGCAUUGGAAUCCGUGAGUGGUCGAUCUCGAGAAACAAGUCUUGCCACUGGUAGAUGAGAUUGGCCGGAACGCGGUUGAUGCUUCGAAUUACGUUCCAUUGUUGCCGACGAUUCUCUUUUGAGGUGGGAGACGAGAGCAGUUUCGCUGAAAUUUGAGAUCUUAGCGUCUCUUCUCUCGCUGGAGCACUCGAAAAUGGAAUGGUGGAUCAAGGUAGCUUCUCCCCUCCGAAGAUUUACCUCCCGUGUCGCCUCUCGUCUCGGAUAUCGCAAACGCGGGCUUCUGAAACUAGGGCGAGAUGUGAAGGCGUGCGAAUACGAGGACGUGCACGUGAUGUGGGAGAUGCUGAAGAGAAACGAAACGGAGGCAGUCGGAAUCCCGGAAGGACGACGUCGAAAGAAGAGACCAAUCUGGAAUAUCUUUUGGUGGGCUCGAUCUGCUCCAUGCAUUGGCUGCAGAUUCUGAACAAUCAUCUCACGGUCAGCAUAUUUUUCUUGGUAAAUCCAGGACGAACACCAUGAAUUUGGGUCAUAUUUGUUGUAAAUCAAUCAGGCAACAAUAAAAGAGAUUGAAAUUUGAUAAAAUGGAUUUUGGUGUUUGUCUCAUAUAAUUUCAUCUCAUGCUUUUAUAUGAUUUGUUUAGCCAUUGCCUCCAUUUCUUCUUCCUCUCGCCUUCUUGAUCUCUACUCCUAACCAGAGCUGACAUGAACCACCGAUUCAAGCAUUCGGAUUGAGAGAGAUUUAAAAUCUUAAUAAUUAUAAUAUUAAUAUUAAUAUUGAUUUUAUAUGUUGUUUUAUUAUAAUAAUUUUGUCAUUUACAAGGGUUAUUGAUUGAAUUGAACGUUUGGGAUGAUGGUUUUUCUGCAACUAUUUUAUAUAUAUCAAAUGUAAUUAAAUUUAGAGACUAUUUUAUAUUUUAUACAUUAUGGUAUAUAUAUAUAUAUAUUUGUAUCAUGUCUUAUUCGAUGUUUUAAUCGAAAAAGAUGAAAUUGAACUCCGUGCCUGUAGCAAUGGAAAUGAUUUAACAGCGAAACGUGGCCGCCGGCUCGCAUUCCGAGCUGUGUCGUUCAUUUAAAUUUGUUUGUCGUUCACCGCAGAGACAUUAACUCCAUACAUUCUGUAUCCGGCCGACCACCCUGCCACAUGACAUUCUUCCAAUUUUAAAAGAUUCUCCUGCUUUUAAUCUCAUCUCCAUUGUUCUUCCGACAACCACUUUCCAUUUGAAGGCCUUCUCCCACAAAAAUACUCUCUUCUCAAUUUGGAGUUUUGGUUACUUGGUCGACUCAUCUUCUUGUCGGUUGCGGCGGCUAUAAGAGGACAUUAUGAAGCUUUGUAGGCUCUUGGUUAUGCUUUUUGUGCUCCACACUUCUCUAUUGCUGCUCUUCUUCUCCAGCAGUAUCUGUUCCUCCUCAAGUUCAGAUAUGACACCAAACCAACCCCAUGUAGUGUCAAAUGAAUGCCUCUCAGCCACACCAUCAAACAGGAAGUUGAAAGUAUGUACUUGCUCGUUGCAGGAUAACGAUGAUAGUAGCCCGGGGAGGAAGAACGUUCGUGUCGAUAACGUAAAUCUUUACGACUACAGUCCCAUCGAUCCAGUUCCAAGCUCAAAGAGAUCCAUAAAACAUGGACCAAUAGAGCAUCGCUCUCCUCUUAUACCUUAUAUGCCAAAUCCUUCUCCUCCAGAUCAACCUCAGCCGGGUGGUUUUGUGUAGACAGCAGAGACAUAUGUUUCUAUCAGCAAACCGGCCAUGUUAACCUGUAAAUCGUCUUUCGUCUACGUCGUAAAUAGUUGCGCCUCAUGUGACACCGCAGGAGAAUGAAGUAUUGGAAUGAUGGGUUAGGAGAUGUAUGUAUUUGUAGAUCUUGCUCCAUAUAGUUGAAGAGUCUAUAAAUGAUUUGUUUUGUGUAUUUAACACUUGUUUUAGUUGUUUAAUAUAUCUAUAUGGGUGAGGCCUUUUUGUUGGAUAA
Cucurbita pepo subsp. pepo (vegetable marrow) is the source of this 1971-nucleotide messenger RNA. RefSeq lists its product as uncharacterized. NCBI's taxonomy places the organism in Eukaryota, Viridiplantae, Streptophyta, Magnoliopsida, Cucurbitales, Cucurbitaceae. The record is from RefSeq and is a predicted model, not a curated record.